Rhodotorula toruloides NP11 is the source of this 909-nucleotide messenger RNA. RefSeq names its product diphthine synthase. The coding region runs from base 1 to 909 and encodes 302 amino acids. Gene Ontology annotation, molecular function: diphthine synthase activity. The transcript has 4 exons. The record is from RefSeq and is a predicted model, not a curated record. Gene Ontology annotation, biological process: protein histidyl modification to diphthamide. NCBI's taxonomy places the organism in Eukaryota, Fungi, Basidiomycota, Microbotryomycetes, Sporidiobolales, Sporidiobolaceae.
AUGCUCUACUUGGUCGGUCUCGGUCUCCACGACGAGAAGGAUGUGACAGUGCGAGGGAUGGAGGCCAUCAAGGGCAGCGAGCGGGUCUACCUCGAGGCGUACACCUCGAUUCUGGGAGUCGGGAAGGAGCGGCUGGAUGCGUUCUACGGCAAGGACAUCGUGGUUGCGGACCGGGAUAUGGUCGAGAUGGACUCGGAUGAGAUCCUGCGGGACGCAGACAAGGUCGAUGUGGCAUUCUUAGUCGUCGGUGAUCCCUUCGGCGCAACGACGCACGCCGACCUCCUCCUCCGCGCGGAUGCCCUCUCGAUCCCCUACACCGUCAUUCACAACGCCUCUGUCAUGAACGCCGUCGGAGCGCUCGGCCUUGCACUCUACAAUUACGGCCAGACCGUCUCGAUCCCGUUCUUUACCGACUCGUGGCGGCCGGACAGCUGGCUCGAGCGCGUGAGGGAGAACAUGCGGCUUGGCUUGCACACGCUGUGCUUGCUGGAUAUCAAAGUCAAGGAGCAGAGCGAGGAGAACUUGGCGCGAGGCCGCAAGAUCUACGAGCCCCCUCGGUACAUGUCCGUCCCAACCGCCAUCUCCCAACUCCUCUCGCUCCUCGAAGACUCCUCCCCCUCUGCCUCUUCCGACUCCUCCCCCUCACUCGCCUCCGCCGACUCCCUCGACCCCUCAACCACACUCGCAAUCUCCGCCUCGCGCGUCGGCGCCCCCUCUCAGAGAUUCGUCGCUGGCACCCUCGCAGAACUGAGCGAGUUGGACGAAGAGGCGUUCGGAGGCCCGCUGCAUAGUUUCGUGAUUGUCGGACGGAGGUUCCAUGCGCUCGAGAGGGACUUUGCGGGCAGGUGGGCAGUGGACAGGGAGAGGUGGAAUGAGGUGAGCAAUACGGUGUAUGCUGUCAGGGACUAG